CUAUCAAGCCCGCCUCUGCGGGCCGUGUGCAUAAUGGAGACGUACAGCUAAGGUUCCUAUUACGAAGAUGUGCAAGAUAGGAACUGUUUGAGUUUCGCUUAAAUUUUGUGUUUUAAAUUUAUCAAGUUUCUCGGCGUAUCAAUAUCCUUAAACAAUAUAACCUUUCUAAUUUUCCAUGUUCGGGUGCGAAUUCUUUGAAAUUACAUGAUCACUGAACACUCGAAGGGUAACAUUACCCAAAACUGCACGUAAUUUAAGGUCAUGUCCGCAAAUUGCCCCUUUAAUAUUCCAGCCGUCAAAUUUUCACCAGAAUUCAAUAGACAGAUGUUUAAAUAAUUUUUAGACUUAAUUAAAAUCUACAUUAAUAUUUCUCACAGUAAUAUUCAUGACCUGGUGCAAGAUAAUUUAAGUACAUUAAUCUAAAUUUGUAGUAGGGACCACGUCUGGGAUUAACUGUAUUAAUACUUCGCCUUGUAAAUAAAAAGUAAAAUGGCGUUCCGUUGCAUUAAAGGCAACCAAAAUUAUUCUGCAUCAAUUCUGCAAAAAACAUAAAUACGUCUUGAGCAUCGAAUAUAUUUCCUAAAAUAACACUCAAAUAAUUAUGCAUAAUUAGAAUAUCAUAUUUAAGCUACACUAUAAUUAUCACAUUAUCACAUAAAGCAUGUGAGACACCGCCGUAUGGUUGAGCAUUGGACGCACAAUAAAAAGGAACUGAGAAUCUUGAGGACCAAUAACAAAAUGGUGAGCUGCUUACCGCGCGAAAUGUUUGUAAACAUUGCUUGUUGGAUCAGCAGACAAAAUUGUCAGUCUCCCGAAAUUCAUUAGAAACAAUGGGUUCCGUUUGCUUGCUGGAUCAGCAGACAAAAUUGUCAGUCUCCCAAAUUUCCUUACAAACGAUGGGUCCUGUUUGCUUGCUAACUUACAUAUCAUGCCACACCUCACGAAGAGAGCCGUCAGCGAUUCCCCACUCCCACUUGGAUCGGAGCACCCGAGCAGUACAGAGCUCUCUCGAUUUUAAGAUUAAAAUUGCUCAGGAAGUUGUACAUUUAAUUACAAAAUUAAACGAAAAUGAACUCUCCUUCUUCUUCAAUUGGAUCUUGUUCGUCGACAACUUCAAAGACGCUUUGCUUAAUUUGCGAUGAAUUGCCUGCAAUGUACACCAUCGCAGCGAACAAUAAUGCUGGGGAUGGAACAAAACCAUGUGGCCAUCAUUAUUGCGUGCAGUGUUUGAUUAAACACGUGAGUUCAUCAGCGAGCGGGGAUCAGUUCUCGCCCACCCAUCAACCUAGAUGUCCGUUUUGUGUGCGGGAUAUUUGUGGCUUCUUGCCGCUGGAUUCCGCCAAUUCCUCAUUGCAACUUGUUCGUCAAAAGGAUUUCGACGGUACCAUUGGAGAGAUUACAAAUCCGUACACGGAUGGGAACGGUUUAUCAAGGUGCAAAGAAAUAUUUCUCUUAACUUUGCGGUCAAGUCCAGUUUACUUGACCUACUUGAGCAUCCUUCGCAUGGAAGAACAAAUCCCUCCAGUAAUCCCGUUCGAGAAAAUGUCCCCCGUUCAUGCGGAACCCAGCUGCCCACCUCAUCGAUAUACUUGCGUGGAAUGUGAUCUUCAUUUCCUGACUGUUCAGGGAAUUGUCAGACAUGAAGCACGAAAUCAUUAG
Folsomia candida is the source of this 1659-nucleotide messenger RNA. RefSeq lists its product as uncharacterized. The transcript has 4 exons. The record is from RefSeq and is a predicted model, not a curated record. Lineage: Eukaryota; Metazoa; Arthropoda; Collembola; Entomobryomorpha; Isotomidae. Bases 1069 to 1659 code for a protein of 196 amino acids. Gene Ontology annotation, molecular function: metal ion binding.